AUGAACUACUUAAUUAUUGUGAAAGCUGCUAUAUAUUUCAAAGAUAUAGAUAAUAUGGAGAAGGAAUAUAUUCAACACAAGGAUACACACAAGAAAGAGGUGGAAACAAUUGAAAUAGAAUCUUGUGCUUUUAAAACUGAUCCGUUGGAAGUGAGUUACGCUGAAUUUGAGAAACUGUAUCGUUUUUUUGAUUCCAAGUACAAGAUACAUAAUUCAACUAAAAAUGCUAUAACAGGCAAGUUAAGAUACAUGUCUCACAGAUUACCAGAGAUAAUUGAUUCGUUGGAAGAGAGAUACAAUAAAGGUAAUGAGUACACCAAAUUCAAAACAAGAUCAGAACUAUACGUUUAUUUGUAUAAGAGUUUGAAGGUGAUGCUGGAUGUGAAUUUAUAUAUCACAUGA
Molecule: messenger RNA, 402 nt
Organism: Enterospora canceri
Lineage: Eukaryota; Fungi; Microsporidia; Enterocytozoonidae
Source: the annotation of a GenBank genome assembly